Molecule: messenger RNA, 1482 nt
Organism: Capronia epimyces CBS 606.96
Lineage: Eukaryota; Fungi; Ascomycota; Eurotiomycetes; Chaetothyriales; Herpotrichiellaceae
Product: acid phosphatase
Exons: 1
Coding region: 1-1482 (493 amino acids)
Biological process (GO): dephosphorylation
Molecular function (GO): phosphatase activity
Source: RefSeq, a predicted model, not a curated record
AUGCACUAUUCAUACCUACCCCUCCUUGCCUCUCUGGCCUCGUCGUCGCUGGCGGCCGAGACGGUACUGGGGGUCUACAUCUUCUCCAGACAUGGAGACCGGACGGCCAAGAUGACGCCCCCGGCCAAUCUGACGACGCUCGGCCUGGAAGAGGUCUACACCAGCGGCACCUAUUACAGGAAUCGCUACGUUGCCAGUGAUGCCAGCCAUCGCAUCCACGGCAUUAACAGUGACCUGAUCAAACAGUCGCAGAUCACCGCCUCUGCACCGACCGACACCGUGCUGCAGAACUCGGCCCAAGGUUUCCUGCAGGGCCUCUAUCCUCCAGUCGGGGAGACGUUGGGCAGUAGUACGCUGAGGAACGGGACCGUGGUGCAGUCCCCGUUGGACGGAAUUCAAUUCAUCCCCCUGCAGACCGUCACGACCGGCACGAACAGCGAGAACAGUGCCUGGUUGCAAGGCGCGACCAACUGUGCCAACGCCCAGAUCAGCUCCAACAACUACUUCCAGAGCGCAUCGUACCUCGAGACAUUGAACCGCACGCACAGCUUCUAUACGAGCGUGGCCCCGAUGAUCAACCGCACCUUCACCUCGGCACAGACCAGCUUCAAGAACGCGUACACCAUCUUCGACCUGUUGAACGUGGCCUCCAUCCACAACACUUCGGCCAACUUCCCACACGCCGACCUUCUUACCGACGAAACCUUCUUCCAACUCCGCACCCUGGCCGACCAGCAUGAAUGGGGCCUGGCAUACAACGAAUCCGAGCCCAUUCGCGCGGUGACGGGCGCCAUUAUCGCCAGCGAAGUGGUCAAGGCACUGAACGGGACCAUCACACGCCAAGGCAAGAAUAAGCUGAACAUCCAGUUUGGCGCGUAUGCCGGCAUGAUGUCCUAUUUCGGUCUGGCCAACCUGACCUUGGCCAGUCCAGAUUUCUACGGUGUGCCGGAUUAUGCAUCGACUCUGGUCUGGGAGCUGGUCACCAAUGCAACCGUGGGUUCCUCCAGCAGCGAGUUCCCUUCGGCCGACGAGAUCAGCGUGCGCUUCCUCUUCCACAACGGCACCACCAGCAACAUCAGCGAGCCGAUCGAGUACCCUCUCUUCGGCACCGACAACUCGCUGAUGCCUUGGUCCGAUUUCGUCAGCAGCAUGAACAAAAUCAGCAUCUCGUCCCAGAAGGAUUGGUGCACAGCAUGCGGCAACUCUACGGGCGUAUGCAGCCCAGAAUCACUGGGUGAGAGUGGCAGCUCGGUUAACUCCUCCAGCUCCUCUUCUGGCAGCAACAACAGCGGCGGCGGCGGUAUCUCCAAGGCCGUCGCAGGUGUUAUCGGUGCAAUGGUGACCCUCGCAGUCAUCCUAGGUGCGGAGCUCCUGAUUCUCUUAGUAGGCGGCUACAGGCUCGUCAGCAAGAAGCGCCUCGCAGGAACGAGCCCCGAGUCCAGCGUUGGGUCCGGCGCGAAUGCUGGAGGCCCCAAGGCAUAG